AUGGAUGAGUUAACAUAUAUGUAUAAAUAUAAAAACCAGAAUGAAGAAAAAGUAAUUUAUGUUAAUAAUAUUGGAAAUUUUUUAAAAAAAAUAGAAUAUCAUGAUGAUAAUAAAAUUUGUGAAGUAUUAAAAAGGAAUGAUUUAUUGAAUGAAGAUAAUAAAUAUUUAUAUCAAGGGAAAAAUGGACUUUUAAAUUUGGAAAAAACCUUUUCACAUUAUGAAAUAAAAACUGGUGAUACUAUUUAUAUGUUACCUGAACCAGAUCCUUUGCCUUAUUUGAUUUAUUUGUUUCAUCAAGAAUCGGGAAAAGUAUAUAGCAUUGAAUUAAAUCAUAUGGAUUCGAUAGAUAUGUUACAUAAACAAGUGGAGAGAGUCUUAAAAAUUGAAGAAGAAAAUCAAAUAUUAAUAUACAAUGGAAAAUGCUUACACAAAAAAAGGACAUUGAAGGAAGAAAUGUUAACAAGAGAAAGUUUAGUUACCAUAUUGGAUAAAAGGGACAUACCUGAUAUACAAAAUGGAAAUGAAGAAUUGUAG
This is a messenger RNA of Plasmodium reichenowi, 534 nucleotides long. Its product is annotated as ubiquitin-like protein, putative. The record is from RefSeq and is a predicted model, not a curated record. Gene Ontology annotation, molecular function: protein binding. Bases 1 to 534 code for a protein of 177 amino acids. The transcript has 2 exons. NCBI's taxonomy places the organism in Eukaryota, Apicomplexa, Aconoidasida, Haemosporida, Plasmodiidae.